AUGAGUUGCCAAAUCUCCAAGUUCGGCAACUGCGCCGCGCUUUUAGCAACUGGAAGCCGAUUGAUUUUGCACCGCGAGUUGCUCAAGAUAGCAACUGUGGAACGUGAAAGGUUCCCCCGGGGAUCCAAUCCUUGCUCUACCAACCCAUACCGGACACACAUAGCUACCGGUACCGGUCUUGAAAGUAUGUAUAACUCUCAAAGACCAGUGGUACCGGUCUUUGGGAGUGUACGUUCUUCAGCGACCGUUCCGGUCCUUGAGAGUGUACGUUCUUCAGCGACCGUUCCGGUCCUUGAGAGUGCGUGUUCUCCAGCAACCGGUACCGGUCUUCAAGAGUGUACACUCUCUAGUGACCGGUACCGGUAUUUGAGAGUGUACACUCUCUAG
This is a messenger RNA of Puccinia graminis f. sp. tritici CRL 75-36-700-3, 387 nucleotides long. RefSeq lists its product as uncharacterized. Bases 1 to 387 code for a protein of 128 amino acids. The record is from RefSeq and is a predicted model, not a curated record. The transcript is spliced from 2 exons. NCBI's taxonomy places the organism in Eukaryota, Fungi, Basidiomycota, Pucciniomycetes, Pucciniales, Pucciniaceae.